UACUUAGAUUUUCUACACUUUUAACCCACACUUAUCCAAAAAUUACUAUUCAAGAUAUAGUUUUUUACAACUAAAGGCCACCAGCGAACGAGGGGCUUAGAUUUGCGUUUUCGUUGUUAGGUGUAAAUGAGGAAAUGCUGAUUUUGAGUAUGAGAUCUCCGGUAGAUGCUAUUCCUAUGCGUGGUUUUUUAAUUACUACUGUUGCAGCUGUUAUUUUUCAAGCCCUUGGAGCUGCUUCAGUUGUUGUGCCGAGUACCAGUUGUUACGUUCUUGACAAUUCCAGCUAUAUUCAUGAUUUUAGUAGCUGGAUUGGACAUCAUUUCGAGUACGAGGGAGAUCAGAGCGCUGAUUUGGCACUACGAUUUUGUAAAGAUGUGGAGGCUAGAUCGCAGAUGGGCUACGUCGAUUUUGGAAGAUUUGAUAGGUUCAAUUAUUUUGCCGCCAGUUCUGGACGUGCCAACUUUGUUCAAGAGUACUACAAUGGUGACCUGGUGAAAUGCGAGGAAAGUUUUGAUAAAUUGGGACGAACAUCUCAGGUUAAUAUCAUUUGUGGAGAUUGUUCGAAUGGGCAAUGUAAAGGUGGUGGAUGCAUUUGCAACGUAACAUAUGAAUCCACAUGCAGAGUGCUUGUCGAGCUUGCCAUGCAAUGCGAGAAGCCAGGUCUCCGAGUAUUUGAAGGCUUCACAGUUGGUUUCAAUCCACGGUCAUGGGAAAUCGUUUAUAAUGGCAUGACUCAAGUUGGAUAUGACAAGGCUUAUAAUGAAUUCAGUUUCACAACUGAGCAAAUGCAUGUAACUCUUUAUAUGACUGCAGUUGCUUCGCUUUCUGGUUUAGUACGAAAACCAACAAUCAAGAUUUCUCCGGAAAAAGGAUUGGAGGUAAAAUUGUCUGGCUCGGGAGCAAAUGGCAGCCCGCCAACAACUUUAUCACCCACGACGAUACUUGUGGAUUGGAGAUGUGAAAAAGCUCGUGAUAAUCCUUAUGAAGUUGAAUUUACUAUCCCGAUAGAAAAUUAUGAUCCAAUUCAGUUUACCCUUGCAAAAAAGUGUGAAUACAGGCAAAUUGAAGGCGGAGAAUCUACAAGAGGAUGGGCUAUAUUUGGGAUCCUAUCUUGUGUAUUCAUUGUCGGAUUUACACUGUUCUGCUGUGGAGGGUUUAUUUAUAAGACGCGAAUGGAAAGCCGGCAUGGGCUUGAUGCGCUUCCCGGAAUGUCAAUAAUAUCGGCAUGUCUUGAAACUGUGAGUGGAGGAGGGCACAACUAUGCACGAUCAGGGGAUGCUAAUAGUCCUUUUGUGAAUCAAGCAUCGUGGGAACGUCCACCAACUUCUUCGGCUCAAGGAUCAAAAAGAACAGGUGACAGAACGUAUGGGUCAAUUUGAUCUGAAUGUGCGUAUCUGACUGCUCUGCCCUAUUGCGUCUGCUGAAGAGAAGUAUCCACAACCAUUGCUAGUGAGAAACUUUAUCAUUUGAAAACGAAGUCAAGAAAAAGGGUGAUUGGAGGCUGCAUUUUGCAUAUGUUACAAUUCGUGUUUUGCUUCCAUUUCAUCGACAGCCCAAGUAGGUAUUUGUUUUUUAUUUUUUUAAUCGUGGCUGGUCAAUACUUUCAGACUCAGAACAUUAGCUUUCAAUGCUUUGUGCUCUUGUUGCAUGUUUGGUAUGUUUGACUGGAUAGUAAUGAACAUAAUUAAGGAAUAUCGAGUCCAGUCUAUUCUAGUAGGGUAUGUAGACUUGUAUUUCUCAGUCUCACAUUGUGCAUUUCUCAUUUCUCUCAUACUAAAUAUGAAUGAUGGUUGGCCCA
Messenger RNA from Olea europaea var. sylvestris, 1798 nucleotides. RefSeq lists its product as uncharacterized. The transcript has 17 exons. The record is from RefSeq and is a predicted model, not a curated record. Bases 135 to 1379 code for a protein of 414 amino acids. Lineage: Eukaryota; Viridiplantae; Streptophyta; Magnoliopsida; Lamiales; Oleaceae.